Molecule: messenger RNA, 2605 nt
Organism: Notodromas monacha
Lineage: Eukaryota; Metazoa; Arthropoda; Ostracoda; Podocopida; Cyprididae
Source: the annotation of a GenBank genome assembly
AUGGAACAGACGGAGAGGGCCUUUCAAAAGCAACCGACUGUUUUCUUGAACAGGAAAAAGACCUUGCCGAAACGGAAAAAGGGUCUUCGUUACGUCAAGAGCGUUGGCUUGGGGUUCAAGACGCCCCGUGAUGCGAUCGACGGCAACUACAUCGACAAAAAGUGUCCUUUCACGGGAAAUGUGUCGAUUCGUGGUCGAAUUCUGACAGGUACGGUCAUGAAGCUGAAGAUGCAGCGGACAAUCGUGAUCCGUCGUGAUUACUUGCACUACAUUCGCAAGUACAAGCGUUUCGAGAAGCGUCAUCGUAACAUGUCGGUGCACUUGUCCCCGUGCUUCCGCGAUGUUCACAUCGGAGACAUUGUGACUGUGGGCGAGUGCCGACCGUUGGCGAAAACCGUGCGUUUCAAUGUGUUGAAGACUCCGGUGUAUCGCUAUUUCUGUACUGUAUUCAGUGGGAAGAUGGAAAAAGAGGAAAUGGUGUCCCGGCCGUACGGGAAGAUCGUGUUGUCUCUGGACAAUGUUCUUUUGCCGCCAGAAAAGACGGCAUCUAGUCCCAGUUACGAGGAUGGGUUGGAUGAGAAGUCUGAGUUUGAACUUCGGUUUGUUGCUUGCGAACUAAUUCAAACCGCCGGAAUCUUGUUGAAAGUGCCACAGGUUGCUAUGGCAUCGGGUCAGGUGUUGUUCCAGAGAUUUUAUUAUUCCAAGUCACUGGUACGUCUUCCAAUGGAACAUACCGCAAUGGCAGCUCUUUGCUUAGCAUCGAAAAUUGAAGAGGCACCGCGACGUAUUAGAGAUAUCAUCAACGUGUUUCAUCAUAUACGACAAGUUCGUGCUAGAAAGAAAGUAAGUCCGUUGGUUCUAGACACAAAUUACAUAGCUUUGAAGAACCAAGUGAUAAAGGCGGAACGGAGAAUAUUGAAGGAGUUGGGAUUUUGCGUCCACGUGCAGCACCCGCAUAAGCUCAUCGUGACUUACCUGAAUUUGCUGGGCUCGCAGAAGAACACGCGACUGAUGCAACACGCUUGGAAUUACAUGAAUGACUCUUUGCGGAGCGACGUUUUUGUUCGGUUUACACCGAAUGCGAUAGCGUGUGCGUGCAUUGCGCUGGCUGCGAGGAGGGAAGGUGUUCCUUUACCCAAGAACCCAAGGCCGUGGUUUGAAUUGUUCGACGUUACUACCUCGGAUGUACACGAUAUUAGCGUGUCGCUGCUCAAGUUGUACCGGAUUGAAAAACCUGAUCUCGAAAAACUAGAACGUAAAGUGGCCGAUCUGGACAAAACCUUGAAGGAUGCGAAGCUGAAGGCGCGUUUGGUAGCUGGCGGCACUCUGAGUGCCGGCAACACUCCCUUGGGAGCCGGAGUCAGCGGCACCCUCAGCCCACAAUUGGACUUCUCCAAUAACGCGUCUCCGUCUACAGCCAACAAAGAAAACCGAGCUUCCUCAGUGACCGUAGUCAACCUCUUUGACGACGCGAAACGUCGGAAAGAAGAACCCGUUGCGAACGGAGUCGAAGAAGGAAAGCGACGGUCUCGGAGCAGAACCCGGAGUCCCUCGCGCAAGCGGCGCCGUCGGAGCUCUUCUGACAAGCGUCACAAGAAUCAAAAUGGUGGCCGAGACUCUUCGGCGUCGUCUUUUACUUCCGGCUCAAGUUCGGAAGGUGACGACUCGCCUCGUGGUGGCAAGAAGAAGACCGACGGUGGGCGUCGGAACCGCAGGAAAGAGAAGCGAAGGCAUCGAUCGCGUCACCGACAUCAUCGCCGGGACCAUGUGCGGAGUCGGCGACGAGUCAAGAAGGGGAAAGGGCGGUCGCCGAGUGUGUCGCCGAGACGAAGCAGGGAUGAUAAAAGAGGAAGAAGUAAGGCUGAGAAACGUGCCAAGUGAUGCCAGUGAUUUUACUUAUCGCGUCGAAAGCGUUUUACACCAGUGUUUUUGCAUUGCCCUUUUUGUUUCUCUCGAUGCAUAUGUUGACGCUCUUGACGACGCUAUAAGAGGUCGAGAGAGAAAAGGUUGUCGAUUUUGCAUCUUACUUUUGAAAUACCUCGUUUACCCGGAAGUGAAACGGGUCGUCCAAUAAUUUGAAUUCUAAAAGUUGACCGCGUGUGUUAGGGCAUGCUAAUUGAUACUGUAUCACCUUUUUUAUAAGCUGUACGGGUGAAAGGUUGAUGUGUUAAUUUAAUGUGCGCAACGUGGCCGUCACCAACUAUGAACGGUAGGAACUUGAUUUCUUCUCGCACCAAAAAUUAUAAUGUUAAUAUCAAAGGUUUCUACAGUGAUAAUUGACUUAUAUGACACUUAAAUAUACUGUAUAAAAAUUGGAGAAACGCUUAUCUUAAUCAUUUUAUUUGAUAAUAAUCUUACGGAUAUUUUUUGCUCCUUACUUUGAAGGAAACGUGAUACAGUUUCUUCGGUGAUGUUUGUGUUGACCAUGGCUCAUGAGAAUCUUUUCAUGAAAUGAAAGCUGGAAGGUUACUGCUUGAAAUAGGAAGAAUUGAAAAUGUGAAUGGGAUUAUAUUUUCUCGUUGUGCGAAUUUUUGAGGGUUGAACUUGAGCUAUAUGCUUGAACUGGCGUUUUUGAAUACAUUCUUGGGAUUUUGCAUCGAACAUA